This is a messenger RNA of Paramisgurnus dabryanus, 3258 nucleotides long. RefSeq names its product prolactin receptor a (gene prlra). Lineage: Eukaryota; Metazoa; Chordata; Actinopteri; Cypriniformes; Cobitidae. Gene Ontology annotation, biological process: cytokine-mediated signaling pathway. Gene Ontology annotation, molecular function: cytokine binding; cytokine receptor activity. The record is from RefSeq and is a predicted model, not a curated record. Gene Ontology annotation, cellular component: signaling receptor complex; membrane; external side of plasma membrane.
GCGAACUCCCAGAGGCAUUUCAUCUACCUGUGAGGUGAAUGAGUGUAACGUUACAUCUGCGAAAAACUCAAGAAACGCAUAAAAACUGCGCAUAAAACUAUAAACAAAUAAACCUAACGAGUUGUUGGUUACAUAACUUGGAGGAGCAGAAAUCGGCGAGGUGAAUGUAGUCACCCUGAAGACUCAGAUCAGUGAUAAAGAGGGAUUAUAAGAUCUCAAUUUUACCGUAUGAAUAAGAGAAGUUUGGACGGCAUCAGACAUGAUGGGGAACUCUGACGUCAUGCUGAUUUUGACCUUUAUCACCACUUUAAUGUCACAUGCAGCAGGUGUCAGUCCUCCAGGCAAGCCCAAACACAUAUUGUGUCGCUCUCCAGAGAAAGAGACCUUUACCUGCUGGUGGGAACCGGGAGAUGAUGGGGGCUUGCCGGUCACAUACGCCCUCUACUACCGUCUAGAAAACUCAGAGAGAGUAUUCGAGUGCCCGGAUUACAGAACCGCAGGCGAGAACUCGUGCUUCUUCAACAGAAAUUACACAUCACUGUGGGUCAUCUACAACAUCACUGUGGUGGCCACCAAUGCCUUGGGCAAGAACGUUUCAGAACCCUUGGAUGUGGACGUGGGGUAUAUAGUUCAACCAAACAUUCCCGAGAACGUCACAGCGGAAGUGGAUGACAUAGACCAGGCCAUUCCAUUUGUGAAGGUGUCCUGGGAAAAACCAAGAUCAGCGGACACCCGAUCGGGGUGGAUCACGCUAGUUUACCAGCUGCGAGUUAAAACAGAAAAAGAUAAGGAUUGGGAGGAAUAUGAUGCUGGCAUGCAGAAAUACUAUAAGAUAUUCAGUCUUCACCCUGGUAAAGAAUACAUGGUGCAAGUGAGAUGUAAGCCUACACCACAUGAAGGGUUCUGGAGCAAGUGGAGCCAAACAACCUACGUCAAAAUGCCCGGUUACAUCCCCAGAGAACAUUCCCUAUGGAUCUUGAUUACUAUUUUCUCAGUUUUUGGUGUCCUCAUCCUCACCUGGACGCUGAACGUCAAUCGAAACAGUGUGAAGCUGUGUUUGCUGCCUCCUGUGCCUGGACCGAAAAUUAAAGGAUUUGACAAACAGCUGCUAAAGAAUGGGAAGUCCGAGGAAGUUUUUAAUGCUCUGGUAAUACAAGGUUUUCCACCGACAACCGAUUACGAUGGUUUAUUGGUGGAGUAUCUUGAGGUGUACGACAAUGAAGAGCAGGAAUUAGCAUUGGAUGGGAAAGAUCUGCCAGAAGACUUCCUAAAAUCCAAAAACCCAUCAGACAGCGACUCCGGACGGGGCAGCUGCGACAGUCGCACCCUGCUGUUGGAGAAAUGCCUGGAGCGACGAGAUGCAAGCGGUAAAAUGCAACACUACAGCCUGCAUGGAGAAACCAACGAAGGCAGCGAAUACCAGGGGGGUGAACCGGGUUCACCGCAGUCCACGGACGGGCACGCCAAGACCUGGCCUGUCGUUUUUUCGUCUCCACAAACACAACCUCACCAAUAUCAAUUGGGAGCAGCUAAACCCACCCAUCACAGCGUCCCAGAGAUUCGCAGCAUCUCUUCGACACCCAUCAGUUACCACCAAUUACAUCAUCGAGACUUCAGCAAGCCCCACUGUCAUCAUUCCCAAAGCUACAACCAGUUCAAUCCCGAAUCAGAAACCCUGCCUCAAUCACAAUCCAUGGAAUAUGUAGAGGUGCAGAGGAUCGACCCUGAAAACGUGUUAAUGCUCAGGCCUCUUUCAGACCCCAAUGGCGAACAGGACUAUUUUGAGCCCGCUGGAGAGGACUACAGCCGAGUCAAAGAGGUGACAUCAAACAAUAUGCUCCUUCUGCAGGCAGAUACGCCUCUGCAGUCCUCGGACGAUUACAGCCAGGUCUCGGACAGCCAAAGCGACCGAUGCUCGACCCAACAGCAGCUUCAUCCCUGCAAACCUCUCAUCCAAGUGUUGUGUAGUCCACUGGGAAAUGGUUAUGUGGACUCGACCGCAUUGUUCCCCUGAUACCGAUUGCAAUACAAUAAGCUGUCCACAUCUUAAACUCUUAUAACAUGAGAUUUUUUCAUUUUUGUUAUACAAUGUAAUAGCAACUUAUAAAGGCCUGCGAGAAGGACUUACCUUACUGUAGACAUGGCUUCUGUUUCAGUGGUUUCAAUUGGAUGAUUUGUAUUUAAAAUGAUAUUUAUAUUGCGAAGAUAACACUUAACUCUUUCCUCGCCUGCAUUUUUUAUGAUUUUCACAAAAGUUUAAUGCCUUAUAGAAAAUGCUUUUCUUUAAAUAUAUAAACAUACAAAAUAUUAAAUGAAAGAACAGGCCCUCUGAUUUCAAACAAACAAAAAAAAACAUUUCAUCCUACUUUCAUCAGUUCUCUUUUUAUCACCUCUCAAAUAUGGGUAGGUUUCUUCAAAAAAACCAAAUUUUGAGCAAAAAGAUGAGAUAAUUAAAUUUUUGUAAAGGACUUUUGACAGAGAUCAGAUGCAGAGUGAUCCUCAAAACUGUUUGCCCAAGGGUGAUACUUCCGGGUUUAAAAGUUGCGGAAAUGUGCACCAACUAAUGGAUAAUAGCGGUAUUGUGGAUUGACGAGAAAACUUGUCAAUGGCGGGGAAAGAGUUAAAGGAUUAGUCAAUUUUCUUUAAAAAAAUCCAGAUAAUUUACUCACCACCAUGUCAUCCAAAAUGUUGAUGUCUUUCUUUGUUCAGUCCAGAAGAAAUUAUGUUUUUUGAGGAAAACAUUGCAGGAUUUUUCGCAUUUUAAUGGACUUUAAUGGAACCCAACACUUCAUACUUAACUCAACACUUAAAAAAAAUUUUCAACGGAGAUUCAAAGGACUUUAAACGAUCCCAAACGAGGCAUAAGGGUCUUAUCUAGCGAAACAAUUGUCAUUUUUGACAAGAAAAAUAAAAAAUAUGCACUUUUAAAUCACAAUAACUCGUCUAGGUCCGGUCCUGUGAGGCCCCAGGGCGACCUCACGUAAUUGCGUAGUGAUGUAGAAAGGUCACGUGUUACAUAUAUGAAACGCACAUUUGCGGUCCAUUUUAAACAAUAAACUGACACAAAGACAUUAAUUAGUAUCAGUUGACAUACAACAAUGUCGGAACGGUUCUCUUUCAACACACUUGUAAACACUGGGGCGGAGUUUCGCAUUCGUCAUCUGUGACCUCUUGACGUCAUGACGUAUUGCGUGAGGUCGCGCUGGGGCAUCACAGGACCGGAGAUAGGUGAGAAGGUGUGGUUUAAAAGUGCAUAUU